AUGCCUUCGAAUUGUCGCUUACGCAUAUUCGACACGUCAACUAAUACCACUUUUUUAAUUGACUCUGGCGCUGAUGAGUCGAUUGUUCCAAAAUGUUCGAAAUUGGCUCGAGUAACCCCCUCGGAUAUGCAAUUGUUUGCCGCUAACGGGACAUCUAUCCCGGUAUUCGGAGAAGUCAUGCUAAAACUUAACCUCAAUUUGCGUAGAGACUUCAUAUGGAGUUUCGUGAUUGCAGGCGUAUCACAAGCGAUCAUUGGCGCUGACUUCUUGUCUUACUAUUCUCUUCUGCUGGACCUUAAAAUGAAGUGCUUAAUUGACCGCAAGACUACAAUAAAGACGGUUUGCUCAGUAACACAUAUCGACGUGCCACGUGUUUCAACGAUAAGCCAAAACUUUGAUUUUUCCAACCUGCUUAAGGAAUUCAGCGAUAUUACUCGUCCUGCGCCAUUUGAAGCUGCAUCAAAGUCGACUGUCGUCCAUCGCAUAAUUACAACCGGUCAACCAGUUUCUUCACGACCCAGAAGACUAUCGCCCGAAAAGCUCAGAAAAGCGCGCGCGGAAUUCGAUCUCUUGAUGAGACUGGAAUAUGCCGGCCAUCCAGCAGCAACUGGGCAAGCCCAUUACACAUGGUGCACAAAGGUGACGGUUCAUGGAGGCCUUGUGGUGACUACCGAGCACUAA
This is a messenger RNA of Rhagoletis pomonella (apple maggot), 681 nucleotides long. RefSeq lists its product as uncharacterized. The record is from RefSeq and is a predicted model, not a curated record. Bases 1 to 681 code for a protein of 226 amino acids. Lineage: Eukaryota; Metazoa; Arthropoda; Insecta; Diptera; Tephritidae. Gene Ontology annotation, biological process: proteolysis. Gene Ontology annotation, molecular function: aspartic-type endopeptidase activity. The transcript has a single exon.